GCAAAGUAAGCAGGAAGGUGUUGGCUUCUUAUAGCUUAAUAACAGGCCAUAAGUUUAAAGUCCAAAAGGGCUCAGAUUUCUACCCUAUGUUUGACGUCUCAGAUGUUGAUCCAGACAAGAGCCACGGUGACUUCCCUGCACCUCAGCCCACCCACAGUAGUGAGAUGAAGGUGCAGCAGCCCCGGCUCAGCCCCCUCCCCGCCCCCACAGAGGAGCAUGGGGAUAGAGACAUAAGCCACACCAGCGCUGGUAACCUGCAGAUCAGUUACCUUCUCCCUGGCUCUCCUGGAUGCACGGUGACUCUGCUCAUCCACUGUAGCUGAAGAACAAGUGACUGAGCUACAGGAGUUGCUGGGGGGGAGGGGUGGCAAGAGGAAUGAAUGAUGAGCACCCGUGCCAUCUAAGGCCCAGUCGGACUUGCAGAAGUGUAAUGGGAACGCAGAGAGGCCAAGUUCAGAUGCACUGGAUACAACCAGAGGCAGCUGGAAGCUUCGCAGACCUGGUUGAAAGGAAGAGUACCCAAGUCUACAGCUAAGGAGCUAAGAGUGCCUCACAAAAGGUGGCCUUUUUACUUCUCUCCUUUACUCUUUUCUUUUUAAAAUUAUAUAUUCAGUUUAUAUAAAAUAUAAUUCAGGGUAUUCAGUUUAAAUGAUGGAGAGGCAUAUCCCUACCUACGUAUGGGCAGAAGAAACUCCUGCUUUGUUACUGUUUUCCCAGCAUAACAUCCAGGGCAGAGAGAGGGCUCUGUGAAGCUUUGGGAACUCUCAAUCGCGGCAGUAUAAAGCUGAGGCACUCCUCAGAUCUGAGCACCAAGACCUCAGAUGGGCAUCGGUGUCAUUCACUAACCAGCAGGAUGGAGACCACGCCGCUAAACUCUCAGAGGGAGGUAUCAGCCUGUAAGGACGGAGAAGAUUGCCAAGAAAAUGGAGUGCUACAGAAGGGGGUCCCAGCCCCAGGGGAUAAAGCAGAAUCCAGCCAAAUAUCCAAUGGGUACUCAGCGGUUCCGAGCCCUGGUGCAGAUGAUACGCGGCACUCUGUCCCGGCUGCCACGACCACCACCCUCGUGGCUGAGGUCCAUCAAGGGGAGCGAGAGACCUGGGGCAAAAAGGUGGAUUUCCUCCUCUCAGUCAUUGGCUAUGCUGUGGACCUGGGCAACGUCUGGCGCUUUCCCUACAUAUGUUACCAGAACGGAGGGGGGGCGUUUCUCCUCCCCUACACCAUCAUGGCCAUUUUUGGGGGAAUCCCACUCUUUUACAUGGAGCUCGCGCUGGGGCAGUACCACCGAAAUGGAUGCAUUUCAAUAUGGAGGAAAAUCUGCCCGAUUUUCAAAGGGAUUGGCUAUGCCAUCUGCAUCAUCGCCUUCUACAUCGCCUCCUACUACAACACCAUCAUGGCCUGGGCACUGUACUACCUCAUCUCCUCCUUCACGGGCCAGCUGCCCUGGACCAGCUGCCAGAACUCCUGGAACACUGGGAAUUGUACCAACUACUUCUCUGAGGGCAACAUCACCUGGACACUCCAUUCCACUUCCCCUGCUGAAGAGUUUUACACGCGCCACGUCCUGCAGAUCCACCGGUCUAAGGGACUCCAGGACCUGGGGGGCAUCAGCUGGCAGCUUGCCCUCUGCAUCAUGCUGAUCUUCACUAUCAUCUAUUUCAGCAUCUGGAAAGGCGUCAAAACAUCUGGCAAGGUGGUGUGGGUGACAGCCACCUUCCCUUACAUCAUCCUCUCUGUCCUGCUGGUGAGGGGGGCCACCCUCCCUGGAGCCUGGAGGGGUGUACUCUUCUACUUGAAACCCAACUGGCAGAAACUUCUAGAGACAGGGGUAUGGGUGGAUGCCGCUGCUCAGAUCUUUUUCUCUCUUGGUCCCGGCUUUGGGGUCUUACUGGCUUUUGCGAGCUACAACAAAUUCAACAAUAACUGUUACCAAGAUGCCCUGGUGACCAGUGUGGUGAACUGCAUGACGAGCUUUGUUUCGGGAUUCGUCAUCUUCACAGUGCUGGGGUAUAUGGCUGAGAUGAGGAACGAAGAUGUGUCUGAGGUGGCCAAAGACGCAGGCCCCAGCCUCCUCUUCAUCACAUACGCGGAAGCUAUAGCCAACAUGCCAGCGUCCACGUUCUUUGCCAUCAUCUUCUUCCUGAUGUUAAUCACACUGGGCUUGGACAGCACAUUUGCAGGCUUGGAAGGGGUGAUCACGGCUGUGCUGGAUGAAUUCCCGCACAUCUGGGCCAAACGCCGGGAGUGGUUUGUACUAGCUGUGGCUAUUACCUGCUUCUUUGGAUCCCUGAUCACCCUGACUUUUGGCGGGGCCUACGUGGUGAAGCUGCUGGAGGAGUAUGCCACAGGGCCCGCGGUGCUUACGGUUGCACUUAUAGAAGCUGUCGCUGUGUCUUGGUUCUAUGGUAUCACUCAGUUCUGCAGUGAUGUGAAGGAAAUGCUUGGCUUCAGCCCCGGAUGGUUUUGGAGGAUCUGCUGGGUAGCCAUCAGCCCUCUGUUUCUCCUGUUCAUCCUUUGCAGUUUUUUGAUGAGCCCGCCACAGCUACGACUUUUCCAUUAUAAUUAUCCCUACUGGAGUAUCAUCCUGGGGUACUGCAUAGGAACUUCAUCUGUCAUCUGUAUUCCCACAUACAUAGCUUAUCGGCUGUUCAUCACUCCAGGGACAUUUAAGGAGCGCAUUAUUAAAAGUAUCACUCCAGAAACACCAACAGAAAUUCCCUGUGGGGACAUCCGCUUGCAUGUUGUGUAACACACUUUUCAGUGACCGAGAAAAGGCUUCCCAACAACCUCCUUCUUCAGUUCUGACAAGUCGUGCUUCGCCUCUCCCCUUUAAGUGAAUGAGUUUCCAGCUAAGCCUGACAAUGGAAAGGCCUUCUCCAUAGACAUGGACCUAUGAAACUAUGGUGCCCAGACUCUUAUGGCCUCCAGCAACUUUUCAUGAAAUCUCCUGGACACACUACCAUGUUAGAGUGUGAUACAGCUAAACUGGCCUAUUUUGGACAUGUGAGGAUGUGUGUGGAGGUGAUGAAAACCACCCUAUCAGUUGGGAUUAGGUUUAGAAUCCAGUUUGUGAAAGUCCCCUGUAUCGUUUCUUGGUAUGAUCACUGGUAUCUGACAUCUACUUGCUUCUAAAGGUUUCACCAUUCAUGAAUACAUAAACCAUGUAGGAGAAAAACAGGGAUGACAUCUUGCUAGCCAUUUAUUUUCUGAGUAGCAUAGAAUCUACUUUUCUGUAGCUGGAAUCUCCUACAACCCUGUAACCUGUGUGCUGCUGUGAAGUCAGGAAAAGAUGUAAGAAGCUAAACUGAAAAAUAAUGUAAACAUGUGAGCAUGUGUGUCUGUGUAUAUAGUUGUUGCACUGUAUUCUCCAUUCCAGUACUUUGAGCCCAUUACAAAUUCCUAAUUUUUCUUACAUUAACAAA
Molecule: messenger RNA, 3419 nt
Organism: Nycticebus coucang (slow loris)
Lineage: Eukaryota; Metazoa; Chordata; Mammalia; Primates; Lorisidae
Gene: SLC6A4
Product: solute carrier family 6 member 4
Exons: 14
Coding region: 854-2746 (630 amino acids)
Biological process (GO): serotonin uptake; sodium ion transmembrane transport
Cellular component (GO): plasma membrane; neuron projection
Molecular function (GO): serotonin:sodium:chloride symporter activity; serotonin binding
Source: RefSeq, a predicted model, not a curated record